Messenger RNA from Punica granatum (pomegranate), 2922 nucleotides. Lineage: Eukaryota; Viridiplantae; Streptophyta; Magnoliopsida; Myrtales; Lythraceae. The record is from RefSeq and is a predicted model, not a curated record.
CAUGAAGAAGAACCAGAACCAAACGGCAAAAACCUCAUCAAAACAAAAUAUAUCCUUGUGUUUUCUCUCUCUCUCUCUCUCUCUCUCUCUCUCUCUCUCCCCCCUCUGCUCUUCUUCCCAAUAACCCUGAUUCAGCUUCAUCUCGGUAGGCCCUGAAGACCAUUGACCGACCCUGCUUCAUCUUUGUUGGUGGGUUGAAUCAGAUGGAUUCAGAUAAGUGUUGGUCAACAUCGUGACCGAAGCGAUUUGGUUUAUUAUGACGAGUAGACAGUAAAGGGCGAUGAGAGCAGCUGCUCAGUGAGGAGGUAGAGCUUCUCAGAGAGCGAGCGAGAGUUAAGAAAUCGGCAGAAGAUGGUGGGGACAGCUACAGCAGCCUUGAGAGCACGGCAGGCUUUCUCGGUGGUGAAUGGAGGGCAAGAUCUCUGCCCGAACAGCGCUCCUCAGAGCAAUGCCGGGUCCGAGUGCGGGGGGAUCGAGUUCACCCGGGAGGAUGUCGAGGCCUUGCUGAAUGAGAAGGUCAAGACCAAGAAUAAGUUCAACUACAAGGAGAGGUGCGAGAACAUGAUGGAGUACAUAAAGAGGCUGAGACUUUGCCUCAGAUGGUUCCAAGAGGUGGAGGCAGGCUACGUUAGCGAGCACGAGAGGUUAACUAUUUCUCUUGAAAUCGCGGAACGAAGGCUUGCUGAAAUCGAGGUUUCAUCAUUAAACAAGGAAGAAGAACUGAGUUCCAUAAUCGUUGAGCUCCGAAAGAAUCUCUCAUCCGUACAAGAGAAACUCGCGAAAGAACAAGCAGAUAAGAUGGCUGCAGUCGACUCUCUUGUAAAAGAGAGGGAAGGCAGACUUAGCAGCGAAAAAUCCCAGGCCUCACUUUCUGAAGAGCUAGCAAGAGCGCAACUGGAGCUAUCAAGUGCUAAUCAGAGGAUAGCGUCGGUUAAUGACAUGUACAAGAGGCUGCAAGAGUACAACACAAGCCUGCAGCAAUACAACUGCAAGCUUCAGUCGGACCUUAACACUGCUAGUGAGAACCUUAAGCGAGUUGAGAAAGAAAAAGCAACUGUUGUCGAGAACCUCAGCCAUUUGAGAGGUCAACACAGCUCAUUGCAAGAGCAGUUUACUUCAGUCAAAGCUUCUCAUGAGGAGGCCUCAAAGCAAAAGGAGGUUUUGGCAAAUGAAGUACAGUGCUUGAGGGGAGACCUUCAACAGGUUCGGGACGAGCGUGAUAAAAAUCGGGAGCAAGUCGAAGCUUUAACAGUGGAAGUUGUGAAGUACAAGGAGUACACUGGGAGGUCUAUUGCUGAAUUGGAUAACUUGACUUUAAAAUCAAAUGAUCUUGAGGCAAGAUGUUUGAACCAAAGCGAGCAGAUAAGGACAUUGCAAGAUAAGUUGUUGAUAGCAGAGACAAAAUUACAGGAAUACGGUAUAUCUUCUGUGGAAACGCAAGCCGAAUGUCAAGAGCAAAGAAAACUUAUCGGUGAUUUACAAAGUCGCCUUGCUGACGCAGAAUUCAAGGUCAUCGAGGGCGAGAAAUUGCGUAAAAAAUUGCAUAACACAAUUCUGGAAUUAAAAGGAAAUAUCCGAGUGUUCUGCAGAGUCCGACCUCUUCUUCCCGAAGAGAGUAGUGCAGAAGGGAAAUCUACAUCCUACCCUACAUCAAUGGAGGCUCUUGGAAGGGGGAUUGAUUUGGUCCAAAAUGGGCAGAAACAUUCUUUCAUGUUUGAUAAAGUAUUUAUGCCGGAGGCAUCACAAGAGGAGGUUUUUGUCGAGAUAUCACAGCUUGUUCAAAGCGCUCUCGAUGGUUAUAAGGUAUGCAUUUUUGCUUAUGGUCAAACAGGUUCAGGCAAAACCUAUACAAUGAUGGGUAAGCCAGGAAUUCCAGAAGAGAAAGGGUUGAUACCUCGUUGUUUAGAACAAAUAUUUCAAACGAAACAAUCUCUUCUGUCACAGGGCUGGAAAUACGACAUGCAGGUAUCAAUGUUGGAAAUUUACAACGAAACAAUCCGCGACCUAUUGCCUUCCAACCGAUCAAACAAUGACGUUGCGCGGAUAGAGAAUGGUAGCGCUUCAAAGCAAUACACAAUCAAACACGAUGCAAAUGGGAAUACUCACGUCUCCGAUCUUACAGUUGUGGAUGUCUGCAGCAUGAGAGAGGUCUCGUAUCUUCUCAACCAUGCUGCUCAUAGCAGAUCUGUUGGAAGGACUCAGAUGAAUGAGCAAUCAUCUAGAAGUCAUUUCGUUUUCACAAUGCGAAUUUCUGGAGUUAAUGAGAGCACCGAGCAACAAGUUCAAGGAGUUUUGAAUCUCAUCGAUCUCGCGGGUGAGCGCCUCUCUAAGAGUGGGUCCACUGGGGACCGCUUGAAGGAAACACAAGCUAUCAACAAGAGUUUAUCAUCCCUAAGCGAUGUUAUAUUUGCUUUGGCAAAAAAAGAGGAUCAUAUACCGUUCCGAAACUCGAAGCUAACAUAUCUCCUUCAGCCUUGCCUUGGGGGUGACUCGAAGACUUUGAUGUUCGCUAACAUCUCUCCGGACCCUAGCUCUUCAGGCGAGUCACUCUGCUCCUUACGGUUCGCUGCAAGAGUGAAUGCGUGCGAGAUUGGGGUUCCACGGCGCCACAUGGGCACAAGAUCUUUCGAGUCUCGCCUGAGCUACGGGUGAUCUUUGAUUUCAAGAGGUGAUGACUCGAGAACCCACAUAAAAGGGGAGUGAGGAUUGAUUUCUAACAUAGGACGUUUGUAUCUCUGUAUAGCAAAAGAUUUGUUGCGGGGUUUGAAUCAUGAAAUUGAAAGAUCUACCCAUAAGCCUUUUUCGGACUUGAUUCCGAAAAUAUCAUGCUGAUAUAUUAAAUUUGGCGCCUUUGUGCACAUACUGAAUGAGACUCGAUGGAGUGAUAAAAGGAUGAAAUAACAUCUUUUGAGUUAUCAUUAA